Laccaria bicolor S238N-H82 is the source of this 458-nucleotide messenger RNA. RefSeq lists its product as uncharacterized. Lineage: Eukaryota; Fungi; Basidiomycota; Agaricomycetes; Agaricales; Hydnangiaceae. The coding region runs from base 181 to 351 and encodes 56 amino acids. The transcript has a single exon. The record is from RefSeq and is a predicted model, not a curated record.
GGCUUUAAGAUAUGUACUUGUUCAAAGAUGUAUGGUAAGUAAGGACAAAAUGAGACGGUGUUUCUUUCCGAGCAUCAAUAUGUGAUGAAAAUCCUCAAAGGUAAAUGGGGAGUUGAGGAAUCGAGUUUCUGUUGUGCAUGGGGUGGUGCGUGGAGCGAGGAUAAUUUCCAUGCAGUGUAAAUGUUCAAAAAACCAACCAAAAACACAAGCACGGUGGCGGGGACUCUAAAUCCUUGGACCAUUACUUACCUUUGGAUGCAUCGUCAUCCAUGGAAAUCCGUGUGUUGCUGCAUGUCAAACUCUACUAAAACAUCCAAAUUGCAUCGAAAGUUCCAAAAGGCACAUCGCUGACCACUUUGACCAGCAAAUUGAUGGGGGUCACUUUUUUUCCCGGCCUUCGGCUGGACCACCCCCCCCACCUACCCUUGGUUCAGGAUCCACAUCCUGCUACCCCCUUG